AGCUCAGACACGACAGACGGACGGAUCGCGAGGAUCAUUAAUUAUACUUUGCUGCGCAGAAAGUUCAUCUCACACAGUCCGGCAACGACAAGACAGAUAUGUAUGCAAUAAGGAUACCAUCAAUUCAUGUACUAGUAGCGUCCACACUACUCGAGACAGCGCUUGCAUCGUCAGGCGCGGCUGCAACAUCCACUUUCUCCACCUCCGUCUGCACGUCCGAUGCAGCCCUAGUGUCCGGCGCAGAGACAUCUGCAGAGACUGUAACCGACUCGGUGACGUCCGUGUUGUCUGUGUUCGCCGUGGGCUUCUCGACCUUGGCCGGAUCGCCCGGGGGAGAAGGUUCACACCGACCUCUACCUUUGCAGCGACUGCAGGCGAGAGAGUGGCAGACGGAUCGCCACUCCACACCCAGUCCUCCAGUAUCCUCUCCACCCUCUCCGUCGAGGGUCCCACGGGCGUCUCCCAACCUCACCUGUCGUCCAUGCGCGCACUCCCCGCCUCGCUCGCGUUCGCGCUGCCCGCCCUCUCGCUUCAAGCUCGGACGUUCAGAGAGCUCGUCCUAGUCAAUGUUCCUCACGGCCUCUUGCUGUACAACGCGGUCGGUCACUCGCAGGCUGGGCUGUGCAUGAGACAGCGAGAUGCGGGGGAUGUACAUGUCGGAGAGCACAGUGGCGGAUUUCGUACGUCGCUUCACAUCCGUGUGUGCUCAACGCACGCGCGCGCAGACCUGUAGCAGACAUCCAUCCUCACCCAACUCCCCCGCGCCUGCCUCUCAUCACGACGUCACAAUCGCACCCUUUAGCCCUGAGCUCACUGUGCCCCCGGUGCUCGUGGACGUCGCCUGUUUAUU
Messenger RNA from Laetiporus sulphureus 93-53, 850 nucleotides. RefSeq lists its product as uncharacterized. Bases 99 to 563 code for a protein of 154 amino acids. Lineage: Eukaryota; Fungi; Basidiomycota; Agaricomycetes; Polyporales; Laetiporaceae. The record is from RefSeq and is a predicted model, not a curated record. The transcript is spliced from 2 exons.